Messenger RNA from Phycomyces blakesleeanus NRRL 1555(-), 1224 nucleotides. RefSeq lists its product as hypothetical. Gene Ontology annotation, molecular function: protein dimerization activity; aspartate-semialdehyde dehydrogenase (NADP+) activity; NADP binding. Bases 16 to 1092 code for a protein of 358 amino acids. Gene Ontology annotation, biological process: L-threonine biosynthetic process. The transcript is spliced from 2 exons. The record is from RefSeq and is a predicted model, not a curated record. Lineage: Eukaryota; Fungi; Mucoromycota; Mucoromycetes; Mucorales; Phycomycetaceae.
AUUUCCCAAGUCUCCAUGUCGCCCAGUAAAAAAGUCGGAAUUCUCGGUGCCACUGGAACUGUUGGCCAGAGAUUCAUCCUCUUGUUGGCUGACCAUCCCGUAUUCACAAUCCAUGCCCUCGGAGCCUCUUCUCGCUCAGCUGGAAAGGCAUAUAAGGAUGCCGUCAAGUGGAAGCAGAGCCGUGCUAUCCCUGCAAACGUCAAGGACAUGACCGUAAAGGCCUGUGUUGCCGAGGAGUUCAAGGAUUGCGAUGUUGUAUUUUCUGGACUUGAUGCUGAUUUUGCCGGUGAAAUUGAGAUGGCAUUCUUGAAGGCUGAUCUUGCCGUAUUCUCCAACGCAAAGAACUACCGUCGUGAACCCACCGUUCCUUUAAUCGUCCCUACCGUAAACACUUCUCACUUUGACCUCAUUCCUCAACAGCGUGCCCUCCACAACCUCAAAAAGGGUUUCAUCAUCACAAACGCCAACUGCUCUACUACAGGUCUUGUUGUUCCUCUCAAGGCACUCCAGGAUGCAUUUGGUCCUAUGAGCCACAUCCUCGUUCACACUCAACAGGCCAUCUCUGGCGCUGGUUACCCUGGUGUGCCCAGUUUGGACAUCUUUGACAACGUUGUGCCUCACAUUGGAGGAGAGGAAGAAAAGAUGGAAUUUGAAGCUUCAAAGAUCCUCGGUGGUGUCACAGCAGACGGCAAGGAAUUUGCUCCCCUGAACAACAUGACCGUCUCCGCCACCUGCACCCGUGUGCCUGUUCUUGACGGCCAUCUCGAGAGUGUCUCUGUCAAGUUUGUCAACCAGCCCCCUCCCUCUGUCGAGGCUGUGUAUGAAGCCCUGGACAAGUACACCUGUGAAGCUCAGAAACUCAAGUGUCACUUGGCUCCUGAGCACGCUAUUGUAAUCACUAAGGAGAGUGACAGACCCCAACCUCGUCUGGAUCGUGAUAAUGAGAAGGGCCAGGCUGUCACUGUGGGUCGUGUUCGCAAGUGCCCUGUGCUCGAUCUUAAAUUUGUUCUUCUUGUACAUAACACCGUGCUUGGUGCUGCCGGAAGUUCAGUAUUGAAUGCCGAAGUAGCUGUCUCUAGAGGCCUUAUUUAAAAAAUUAAAUAAAAAAGAAGAAGAAGAAGAAGAAAAUCAUCAUAUAAUUUAUAUAAUUAAAAUCCUAUCCAUUAAACUCUAUCUCGCAUCAAAGCCAAUUCAAUAAAUGUGUAUGCCUGUUUAAUUUUCAUC